Phragmites australis (common reed) is the source of this 2214-nucleotide messenger RNA. Its product is annotated as F-box/LRR-repeat protein 17-like. Bases 179 to 1996 code for a protein of 605 amino acids. NCBI's taxonomy places the organism in Eukaryota, Viridiplantae, Streptophyta, Magnoliopsida, Poales, Poaceae. The record is from RefSeq and is a predicted model, not a curated record. The transcript has 11 exons. Gene Ontology annotation, molecular function: protein binding.
AAAAAAAGGAAAGAAACUCGCGCGCACGGAAAAUGGCGCCAAGCUCGCGCCAAGCUCCCGCCUCUUCUCCCUCUAUUUCCCCACCCCGUCCUCCACUCCAUCUCCAUCCAUCCGACCCUAGCUCAGCUACCUCUCUGUCCCCAAGCCCCAGCCCCAGCCCCAGGUCGGUAGAUCUCCCAUGGCCUCCUCAGGCUCCGUCCCCGCCGCGCUGCCCGUGCCCAAGAAACGCGGCAGCUACAACUGCGGCCGGUGCGGGCUCCCCAAGAAGGGCCACGUCUGCUCCAUCCCCGGCCCCGCCGCCAAAGGCGGGGGCGAGGGUGGGGCUGGCGGCGCGGCGCCGGGGGAGCUCAAGCCCCGGCGCGCGCUGCACUUUGAUGAUGUGGUGUCGGAGGGUCUGGCGGAGGCGGCGGUGCCGCUGUCGGUGGCGGCGCCGCACCGGCCGCCGGAGAAGAAGGCCAGGGUAGAGGUGGUGGACGUGGAGGAGACGGCGCCGCGGCCGCCGGGGAAGACGAAGGCGAGGGUGGAGGUGGUGGUGGACGACGACGAGGGGGAGGAGGUGAGUGAGGGGUGGGUCGAGGUGGGCGCGGGGCGGCGGGUGCCCGGGGAGGUGGUGGUGGAGGUGUUGCGGCGGCUGGCGCCGAGGGCCGUGGCGGCGUCGGCGGGGGUCAGCCGCGGGUGGCGCGAGUGCGCGCGCCGGGUGUGGCGGGCGGCAGAGGAGGUCCGCCUCCGCACCUCCGGCGUUCGCCCCGUCGGCGCGCUGCUGACGCGGUGCCCCGCGCUGGCAAGGCUCGUGCUCCGCAUGGACAGUGAUGUUGAUGCCACAAUGCUUGCAUGCAUUGCAUUUUCCUGUCCUAAUUUACAAUCCCUGGAUAUCAGCAUGGCUAAUAGUGCAGUCAACCGGAUAACUGGGGAUGAGAUAAAUAGGUUUGUUUCAGAGAAGCGAUAUCUCUCAGUUCUUAAACUAGAUGGCUGUAGUAGUCUUGGUUUUCUCAAUAUUAGCUGUUCAAGCCUUUCAACCCUUUGGCUAUCAGGUCUUUGUUCCCUUACAAAAGUGGUCAUAAACUGCCCCAAUUUGAAUGAGCUCUCACUGGACUUUCCCAAACAAGAUAAUGAUUCUACUGAUCUGGUUGCUCUAAUGGAUGGUCUGGGCCGUACCUGCCCAAACUUGAGAAACAUGCACAUCUCAUCAAUUCACUUAUGCAAUGAAGCCGUGUUUGCUCUAGAGAGUGCUAAUCUCAGGGGCCUGUGCAUGCUAUCCUUGAUUCUAGGUUCAAAAAUAACAGAUGCAGCUGUUGCAUCUAUUGUUCGUUCUUAUGCGAGCUUGGAGUUGCUUGAUCUAAGCGGAUCGAGUAUUACUGACAAUGGGCUUGGGAUGAUCUGCAAGGCAUUCCCACAUACUCUAACUCGUUUCCUCCUUGCUUUGUGCCCAAAUAUCACCUCAUGCGGGGUUCAGGCGGCUACAUCACAGUUGCCACUCCUUCGACUCAUGGACUGUGGCAAGAGCUUAUGUGCUAACCUGCGGCCUGAAGCUGGGAGAUCAUACCUCGGUGACAUCACUGGAGGGAUCAGAUUCUGCUCUAAACUAGCAACCCAGAAAAAGCAGCAGCCCACUUACCAAAAGAUGAUCAUAAAGCACAAUAAUCUGAAGAAACUCAGCCUUUGGGGCUGUUCAGCAAUCGAUGCCCUGUAUGUAAAUUGUCCGGAGCUGGUUGAUCUGAACCUCAACUCUUGCACGAACCUUCAUCCAGAACGGUUGCUCCUUCAGUGUCCGAAUCUGAAAGAUGUACAUGUCUCUGGUUGCCGCGACAUGCUGAUCGGAGCGAUCAGGAACCAGGUUCUGAACGAGUUCGCGGCAGUGGAGCCCCGGCUGCCCUGCAAGCGGCUCGCGGACGGAUCGAAGCGGGUGCAAGUCCCACACUUCAUGCUGGAACAGUUGGAGGAGGCGGAGAAAUGGGGCGGGUCGCGGCGGAGCCAGUGCAACGUUCACCUCAACUAGGCUAGGCUAGCGGCGUUGAGCUGGCCGGCGAAGUGGCGGUCGUCGUCGUCGUCGUCAAGAAGCUGCAUAACGCAAGGCUUUCUGUAUGUGCCAUUGGGUGUGUUGUACCGUCAUUCAUGAUAUCUACUUCCUUGUAUUUCUAACCUAUGGAGUCUGUAGAACAAUAAUUGUAUGAUCUGAAACCAUUGCCAAUUCAUUCAGGAUAAUAAUUGUUUUUU